CCGCGUUUCACCAUUGGAUGUUGCGAUACCCAUGCUACCUUCACCCCUGAUCCAAUCAAAGACUACGCAAGCAACAACAGAACAAUCGAGAGGCUGGUAGUUAUUAGCUAGCUACUAUAGUAAAGCGAUUGAAAACCCAAGAGGAUCCGGUUACAACAAGAGGAUAUCCGGGUACAACAAGAGGAUACCCCUGUAGCUAGCUAUAGUUAGGUGGUUGAUCUGUAGAAGCAAGCCAUUUACCAUGAUGACGAUAAGACGACAACUGUUCCCAAUACUACUGUCGCUAUGGGUACUACUGCUGCCCUUGCAUCUCUGCAAUGCCCAAGGCACGAUACUGGAAGUCAUGGAUACGGUGGAAGAGUUGACGACCUUUUCCUUGGCCAUUGACGUUGCCGGUCUGACCGAUUUGCUGAGCGACACGGGGCCGUAUACCGUUUUGGCGCCCAACAAUACGGCCAUGGAGUCACAACUAUCCCCCAAGUACUUGAUGCCCGAAUGGUCGGCUCACUUGACGGAGAUUCUCUUGCAACACGUCGUGGAAGGACCUCCCUUUUUGACGCUCUUUUGGAGAGAAGGACUCACACUGACACCCGUGUCGGGAAGUUCCUUGACGAUUACCAGUACCAAUCCGACCUUUCAAAUCAUCAAUAACGGCGGCGAAGCCAAUGCGACGGUCAUCACACCCAAUCUGCAGGCCGAUAAUGGUGUCAUUCAUAUUGUCGAUCGAGUCAUUAUUCCACCGUCGGCGCGAGAUUCCAUUAUGGAUAUCAUUUCCUUCAUUCCAGAGUUCUUUAGUACCCUCAACAAUUUACUCGUAUUGACUGGAUUGGAUGCAGUUUUGGAUUCCGAAGGACCGUACACCAUGUUUGCACCCAGCAAUGAUGCAUUUGACAAGCUCAGUCCGGAUCUAUUGGCCAAUCUGCAAGAAGAUCCCGCUCAAUUGAGACAAGUAUUGGAAUAUCACAUUGUUCCGGGCAUCUACUUGGUCGAUACACUCAAUCAACCCAAUGUCACCACAUUGCCAACACUGAAUGGGGCGCCCUUGCCCAAACCAGUAGAGAGCAUUCAAUUUGUCGAUCUGCUGGCCACCAAUGGUGUCAUGCACAUUGUGCAAGAUGUACAACUACCUCCUGUCGAGAGUGGUAUUACUACUGGGGCUCCUGCGAUAAUCGGUACGGCGGUACCCGAGACACCUGCGCCAAGUACGUCUGUUCCUGAAACUCCCGCCCCCACUGCGACACUGCAAACACCCGAACCUACAAACGUUCCCGAAACUCCCGUCCCCACACCGCAAACACCCGAACCCACGUCUGUUCCCGCAACUCCCGUCCCCACUGUCGUUGUGACAAAUCCAUUGCCGGAACCCGAAACAGCCGCCCCCGAAACACCGGCUCCUUCCACCAACAAUGUCCGAGAGACACCGGCUCCAGCACCGACGAGUGGUGGUGGGACCAUUGUCGAUAUUGCCAUCGAGGCCAACUUUACCACCAUGGUUUUUGCGCUCAAUCAAACGGAAUGGUACGCAACGCUCGACAACCCUGACGAAGGUCCCUACACAGUCUUUCUCGUCCCGGACGAUGGAUUCGAUACCAUGCCCGACAAAUAUCUACAAGAUCCCGUUACUUGGAACAGCCAUUUGACCAACGUACUGACCUAUCACAUUCUCAAUGGACAAGUACUGGAAUCCGCCUUGACCGUCAAUGCCACCUUUUUCACGCUCAAUGCAAAUAAUAACAUUACCGUCACCAGCCAAGAGCCAUUCCUCCAAGUCAACAAUGUCAACAUUACCGAAACGGACAUUGUAGCCACCAAUGGCAUUGCCCAUGUCGCACAAGAGAUUUGGUUGCCGCCUUCGGCGGUGGAUACGGCAUUGGAUGUCAUUACUCAGUUUCCCGAUGAGUUUUCCACCUUUUUGUCACUGUUGGAACAGGCCAACUUGACCAGUCUCUUUGCGGGUCCUGGACCACUCACGGCCUUUGUCCCGGUCAAUGAUGCGUGGGAUAACUUGCCCGAAAAUGUCACGCUCGAGAGUUUGACCGACAAUCCCGGCCUUCUGGAACGACUCAUUUUGUAUCAUGGGACGCCUCAAUUGGCGGAAAUUGGCUCUCUGAAUAUCUUGGAUUCCUAUGAAAUUCCAACCUUUCUCGAGGGUGCCAAUGUGACCCUUUCAAGAGUCCCCAUGAUCGGGCUACCCCUGUCUUCCCGCGUCAACGGGGCUGCUGUACCGUUCUUUGAUUUGCUCGUGCAAAAUGGAUUGGUUCAAGUGAUUGACGCGGUACUGAUACCACCGCCACCGCCUGAAACCGAAGAACCCACCAUGAUGGAUUCCACCAUGAUACCGACGGAAUUGGCAACCACGGAAUCACCAACCGCGGCAGCGACGGCACAGGCAACAGAAGUGCCCACAGUCAUGGAAACUAUUCCGAUCACUGGAUCUCCCACAGGCAUGCCUUCGCUGGUGGUGGAGGCAACCUCGUCGCCCACAAUCACGGUAACGGAAGUGUCGACAACCGACUCUCCCACUGCGGCUGUCACAUCGUCUCCCACGGCAGAAGAAACGAUUGCCAUGACCACAUUGAUGCCCUCGACCGGUGGUGAUAGUUCUCCUGGUGAAGGUGCCAUGACUCUACCGCCCACAGUAGGCACAACCGAUGCCGAGCUGUCCAUUUUGGAUGUAAUUGAAGGCGACGAGGACUUUUCGAUCCUCAAUGAUCUCAUCAUUCAGACGGAUUUGGACACUGUUUUCGAAACCGAGGGACCAAUGACGGUAUUCGCACCCAACAAUGAAGCAUUUGCGUUGCUGCCCGACGAUGUAUUGCAAACCAUCCAAACCGACGUGGAUGCUCUGAGAGAUGUGCUCCUCUAUCACGUCGUUGAUAUGGAUGAGGUUCUUUCGUCCGAACUUACCGAAGGCGCCGUGUAUCCAACAGCUCAGGGCAACACUGUCAUGAUAUCCACGGAUGGUUCCAUUAUCAUGGUCAACGACGCUACGGUGCUCAUUCCCGAUAUCGUUGUGUCCAAUGGUGUGAUCCACGUGAUUGACAUGGUGCUCAUCCCUCCAUCCACCGAAACCCCCACCAUCUCUCCUGUCGCCACCGAAGCCCCUACCAUCUCUCCGGUCGCCACCGCUACCGAUGAGCCUUCUGUAUCUCCCAUUGCCACUACAACCGAUGCCCCUUCGGCUCCUCCUGCGCCCACCAAUGUACCGUCGACGGCUACAUCGUCACCUUCGGAACGCCCCGUGGCAGGGACACCUCCUCCCACCACCACCGAUGUGGUCGUGACGACUCCACCCGUGGCAGGGACACCUCCACCGGUUGCCCCACCCUUUGGCGUACCGGCUACGCUGUCCCCUUCGAGCGCCGAGUGUGUGGCUAUUCCCGGACAAGUGGUGUGUUGUCCACCGGGUCAAACAGAGGGCAUUUACUUCUUUUGUCGGUAUAUAUAGCUAGUCUUGGCUAGUACGUGUUUUGUUUGUCCGGGGCUGAUGGAUGUGCGCAAGAAUGAUCGUGCACUUUUCGCAUAUAUUUUUGAAUGUCACUGUGGUAAUUGUAAAAGCACUAUUUUCUUCUUU
Seminavis robusta is the source of this 3574-nucleotide messenger RNA. The record is from the annotation of a GenBank genome assembly. Lineage: Eukaryota; Bacillariophyta; Bacillariophyceae; Naviculales; Naviculaceae.